AUGGCGACCGCUCAGCCGGUAAGUAGGCCGCCCGCCAAUGCAUCGCAUCUGGACAAUUCCAAUUCUGCGUUGAAGCCCAUAAAUCUCCUUCGUGGCUGGCCUGCACCCUCACUUUUGCCAGCUGCUGCCCUCCAAUCCGCCUCGGCGUCCGUCCUUUCUGACCCCAGCAUAUCGGUCCCGGCCCUCCAAUAUGGACCAGACCCGGGGUUCCAGCCGCUGAGGGAGCAAUUGGCGGGGUGGCUCUCGGAAUUCUAUGGCACAGACGAGACCGCCGACCGGAUCGCCGUCACCGGUGGUGCAUCGCAGAGCGUGGCCUGUAUCCUACAGAGCUACACGGACCCGAGCUACACGCAGGCCGUGUGGAUGGUUGCGCCGUGCUACUUUCUCGCCUGCCCCAUCUUCCGGGACUCUGGGUUCAACGGCCGGCUGCACGCCGUGCCCGAGGAUAACGAGGGCAUCGACCUCGAGUUCCUUGGCCGGGAAAUUGCCAAGCUCGAGGCCGAUAGCUAUGGCCGGGACGGAACCUCGGGUCCGCGGUACAAGGACCCCAAACCCUACCGCAAGAUUUACCGUCACAUAUUUUACUGCGUCCCCUCCUUCUCCAACCCCUCGGGCAAGACCAUGAGUCUGGCGCGGCGGCGCGGCCUCGUCGAGCUGGCCCGCGAGUGGGAUGCCCUGGUGAUCUGCGACGACGUAUAUGACAUGCUGCAGUGGCCGCUGAUCCCGGCGACGAACCUCUCCCCGGAACUCCACACCGCCGAGCAUCCCUCGCGGCUCACGACGUCGGUGCUGCCGCGGCUGGUGGACAUUGACACGCAGCUCGGGCGCAGCCGGCACGACCCCGUCGGGCAGCACUUUGGCCACGCCGUGAGCAACGGGAGCUUCUCCAAGCUCGUCGGGCCGGGCAUGCGGACGGGCUGGGUCGACGCGACGCCCGAUUUCGCCCUGGGCGUUGCGCAGACGGGCUCGACAAAGUCGGGCGGCGCCCCGAGCCAGUUCUCUGCCGCCGUGCUGUCGGCGCUACUGGGCAGCGGGGGCUUGGCCCGGCAUAUCGAGGAGAACCUCAAGCCGGCCUACCAGCGACGGCAUGCCCUCAUCAUGGAUGCGGUGCGGCGGUUCCUCGUCCCCCUGGGCGCCGAAGUGCGGGCCAACAGUCUCGAGGGCGGCGAUGGGGAGCGAGAGCACAUUUUUGGCGGCUACUUUAUCUGGAUACACUUUCCUGGGGGACCCAGUACAAAAUUGAUCAGUGAUCGCUGCCGAGAGGAGAAUCUGGCGAUUGGCGCCGGCGCCCUUUUUGAGGUGCAGGGCGACGAGGACGCCGUCCGGCUAGACAAGGACAUCCGACUGUGUUUUGCAUGGGAGGACGAAGAGGAUCUGGUUGAGGGUGUGGAAAGACUUGCGAAAGUGGUUGAUGCCAUACAAAAAGGUGGUGAACACGCGGCUAGUAAAAGAAAGGCACCAAGUGAUGAAAACGACGAUGCGGAUCAGUUCAAGUAA
Molecule: messenger RNA, 1497 nt
Organism: Pestalotiopsis fici W106-1
Lineage: Eukaryota; Fungi; Ascomycota; Sordariomycetes; Amphisphaeriales; Sporocadaceae
Exons: 1
Coding region: 1-1497 (498 amino acids)
Biological process (GO): biosynthetic process
Molecular function (GO): L-2-aminoadipate:2-oxoglutarate transaminase activity; pyridoxal phosphate binding
Source: RefSeq, a predicted model, not a curated record